Elephantulus edwardii (Cape elephant shrew) is the source of this 936-nucleotide messenger RNA. It is a transcript of the gene PHB1, whose product is annotated as prohibitin. The transcript is spliced from 7 exons. Bases 117 to 935 code for a protein of 272 amino acids. Gene Ontology annotation, cellular component: membrane; mitochondrion. The record is from RefSeq and is a predicted model, not a curated record. NCBI's taxonomy places the organism in Eukaryota, Metazoa, Chordata, Mammalia, Macroscelidea, Macroscelididae. Gene Ontology annotation, biological process: mitochondrion organization.
GGAAGAGGCGGAGCUGCAGGGCGCAUGCGCAGUGUGUAGUUUUGGAGAAUUCAUGUGGAGGUCAGAGUGGAACCAGGUGUGAGUGGGCUAAGAAGCAAGAAUCAUUAGAAGAAGACAUGGCUGCCAAAGUGUUUGAGUCCAUUGGCAAGUUUGGCUUGGCCUUAGCGAUUGCUGGAGGAGUGGUGAACUCUGCCCUGUACAAUGUGGAUGCGGGGCACAGAGCUGUCAUCUUUGACCGGUUCCGUGGAGUCCAGGACAUUGUGGUUGGGGAAGGGACUCACUUUCUCAUCCCUUGGGUACAGAAGCCAAUUCUCUUUGACUGCCGCUCUCGACCACGUAACGUGCCAGUGAUUACUGGUAGCAAAGAUUUACAGAAUGUCAACAUCACACUGCGAAUCCUCUUCCGGCCUGUUGCCAGCCAGCUGCCUCGAAUCUACACCAGCAUUGGGGAGGACUAUGAUGAGCGUGUGCUGCCGUCCAUCACGACAGAGAUCCUCAAGUCCGUGGUGGCUCGCUUUGAUGCUGGAGAACUAAUCACCCAGAGAGAGCUGGUCUCCAGACAGGUGAGCGAUGACCUCACAGAGCGAGCGGCCACCUUUGGGCUCAUCCUGGAUGAUGUAUCCUUGACGCAUCUGACCUUCGGGAAGGAGUUCACAGAAGCAGUAGAAGCCAAACAGGUGGCUCAGCAGGAAGCAGAGAGGGCCAGAUUUGUGGUGGAAAAGGCCGAGCAGCAGAAGAAGGCUGCCAUCAUUUCCGCCGAGGGUGACUCCAAGGCCGCAGAGCUGAUCGCCAACUCACUGGCCACUGCGGGCGAUGGCCUGAUUGAGCUGCGCAAGCUGGAGGCAGCAGAGGACAUUGCCUACCAGCUCUCCCGCUCUCGGAACAUCACCUACCUGCCUCAGGGGCAGUCAGUGCUGCUGCAGCUGCCCCAGUGAG